Messenger RNA from Pleuronectes platessa (European plaice), 2567 nucleotides. RefSeq names its product interleukin-12 receptor subunit beta-1. Lineage: Eukaryota; Metazoa; Chordata; Actinopteri; Pleuronectiformes; Pleuronectidae. Gene Ontology annotation, molecular function: protein binding; cytokine receptor activity. The coding region runs from base 138 to 2141 and encodes 667 amino acids. Gene Ontology annotation, cellular component: external side of plasma membrane. The record is from RefSeq and is a predicted model, not a curated record. Gene Ontology annotation, biological process: cytokine-mediated signaling pathway. The transcript is spliced from 15 exons.
GGUUUUGCUGCAACGUACUUAAACAUGAACUUGAAACCGCUGUGACAUUUCUAAAGAAGAAACAGUAACGUGAAGGCAGACAAUCAGCUCUCAAGCACCGGAGGAGGAUCUUCUCUUUCUACCUUCCUCUACACUUCAUGGAAACUUUGAGAAACUGGAGUUCGCUAUGUGGAUAUUUUGUGUUUAUCUUCCUCACAACCGUAAGCAAAGACGCCUGUUUCUCUGAAGGGUCUGCAUGUGAAGCUCCUACAAGUCCGGAGUGCUUCAAGAAAAAUGCAAUCGAAACGGUUUACAAUUGUGAAUGGAGCAUGAACCGAACUGAUGGCAUUGUGACGUUUGACCUUUACUUUAAUAAAACCAAGGAAGAGGUCUUUAACAAGACCUGUUAUACGAUCCCUGAGGAAAAGCUGAUCCAACGUCGAGAGGUUUUCAUUUGGGUGGAAGCUCAUGUAGGAAACUCCAGCUGCUCAUCGCCCAGGAGGUCUGUGGUGCUCAGAGACAUAGUAAAGUAUGACGCACCAAAAAAUAUUUCCAUGUCCUGGUCAAAUAGCAGCCUCAGCUUAAUGUGGGAGGCUCCAGAGAAGCAUCCAGCUUUGACCGAGGUCUGGUUGAGAGGAGAUGGACACCCCGCAGAAUUGCGGAAAGAAACAUUUACCAGAAUCAACACAGACCAGGUGACCGUGGCAAAUCUCUCACAGCAUUCAACUCACUGGGUUCAGAUCAGACAACGGUCCACUCAGGUCAAAAGCCCGCUAUGGAGCAACUGGUCUCCAUGGGUGAAAGUUCCUGCAGAGCUUGCACAAGCGCCUGAAGUCAACGUGACAACCAAACGUUUGAAUGGCACGAGAGAGGUGACGCUGACUUGGAAGCUGAGGUCCCACGCAGCAGCAGCAGCAGCAGGAGUGACCUACCAACUGAGCGACACACAGUCUUCUCUGGGAUGUCCUUGUGCGAGGACAGAGAAGAGGAGACAACACCUCAAAACAAAUAACUUCACCAUUUACGUGUCAUACUUUCCCGUCGACAUCCAUGUCACAGCCAGAAACGCAGCAGGGUCUUCUCCUUGUGCAACUGUUCAUGUGCCAGCCGAACCUACUGCGGAUUUAAAAAUUUGUGACAAAACGGUGGAUAAUAAAUUGAAUAAGAAAACUUGCAAGCAAUGGUACGAGUUUCAAGAUGGAGGUUUGAAGCCAGAAGAUGUGAAAACUUUACAAAGAAAGAAAACAUCAGGAAGGGAGAAAGAAGCAAAGAGCGCAGCAGGGUUAGAGGAUUACGUUGGCUACCUUUACUUUGAACACAUCUGUGACGCUGGGAAGCCGCGGACAGUUAAGACCUGCCUCUACUACCAGAAAGAGGGAGCACCGCUCAGAGAACCUCAGGACAUCACUGUUUUUGGUCAAACGCACAAUUCUGCGAACCUCUCCUGGAAAGCGAUUCCCUCUAAGGACCAGCGAGGUUUCCUCACCCACUACAGCCUGUGCAGUGUGAAAAUGGGUUCGCGGGACGAGGCAAGAGAGUGCCACAACAUAUCAGCCUCAUUGAGAAAAUUCAGUCUGGAAAAAUUGACACCGGGAACAAAAUACAAUAUCAGCCUGGCCGUAGUGACCCGAGCGGGAGCAGGACCCGCAGCGACAGUCACCAUUAACACGCUGCAGGAGAAACAUGUGAAUGUGUGGUUGAGCUUGGGCCUGCUGAUCGGGUUCUUCUUCAUCUCGACAAUGUGCACCGUCAUCUUGAAGAGAAUCCAAAACAAGAUCUUUCCUCCUGUGCCGACGCCUGUUAUUCCAGAUUUCUCACCCAAUCACUGUGGCCAGGAGAUGCUGGAGGGGAAAGAGGAGGUGCAUGACCUGAUACUGCUGCAGCUGCACCCAGCGCGCAAGACUGUCCCUAAAGAAGCAGAGGAAACCACCGCCCUCCAAGGAGAGUGGGACGCUGGGAGCGACGAGGACGUGGAGAAUGAGAGGGAGGGGGAUUCGAGGAUGUCAGAGGGGAGCGGUGAUGAGAGUCCGGGAUCAACAGAUCGGCAGCAGAAGAGGUCCAGAGUCAAAGAACUAACAGAUCUGGAGCAGGUGGAAAGCGAGAUCGCCCUGCUGAUAUACAGGAAUGGGUUGGUCUUCGAUCUAAAGACAGAUUCACCUUAAAGACUAAAUCUUGGACAUAUUUGUUCACCUAUACUGGAUUAAUGAAGUCUGUUUUGAAAGUUGUAUCUUUUCAAACAAGAAUAUUUAAAGUACUUGAUCUUUCCUGUAGCAGGUAUCGGUUUUCCUGUUUCACGUUUGUGUAUUUUUGAGUAGUAUUUUGCAGCAGAGUUGACCACACACAGACUUUGUCACUGCAGGUUGUCAAUAAACAAUUUCUGUGUUAGGGUCUUGUUCAGACCUCCGCUCUUUUGUUUUGUAGAAUUAAAUAACUAAUUAAAACCAAACUUACUUGAAAAUACACAUUUGAGCGUAAAUCGGCUACAAUGACAGAAACCCUAUGUGUUUGUUCUGUUUUCAUCUCUGCCUUCUAAGGUGACAAUGAGUGGUGUGAAAGGGGCAUCCAAAUAAAAGGUUUUAUUAUUAUUA